GCCUCUUCGGGUCCCCAGCAGUCAUUGGCUCGGUGCGGUUUCCUUGGGGACGUGGCGCCGCUGGCGGCCAGGCCUCCUUCCGGCUGCUCUGGGAGCCACGGGGAACCGCUGAGGACCAGGCUGGGCUGUGCAGAGGGACGAGCGGGCCUCGGGAUCCCGCUUCAGCCUUAGGAGAUGCUGGGGACAAGGAGGCCACCCUCUCAGGGCAAAAGGAAAAGGAGGUGACAGACGUCAAGACUACUGAAGGGAACCCAUGGCUAGGAUCAGUUUUUCCUACCUCUGCCCAGCCUCCUGGUACUUCACUGUGCCCACAGUGAGCCCAUUUCUCCGUCAGCGGGUGGCAUUACUGGGACUCUUCCUUAUACCCUGUCUCCUUUUACUUCUCUUGAUCAUGGACUUGGGACAUCGUGGCACUUCGUCAGCACGAGAUAGGCAGUACGAGAGGUAUUUGGCUCGGGUAGGAGACCUUGAAGCCACCAACACCGAAGACCCAAAUCUGAAUUACGGACUUGUGGUGGACUGUGGUAGCAGUGGCUCCCGGAUUUUUGUUUACUUCUGGCCAAGACAUAAUGGGAACCCCCAUGACUUACUGGACAUCAAACAGAUGAGAGACCGAAACAGCCAGCCUGUGGUUAAGAAAAUCAAGCCAGGAAUCUCCGCAAUGGCAGAUACUCCAGAACAUGCCAGCGAUUACCUGCGACCUCUUCUGAGUUUUGCUGCUGCUCACGUGCCUGUGAAGAAGCACAAGGAGACCCCCCUUUACAUCCUCUGCACAGCGGGCAUGAGGUUGCUCCCUGAGAGGCAACAGUUGGCUAUCUUGGCUGAUUUAGUGAAAGAUUUGCCAUUGGAGUUUGACUUCCUCUUUUCACAGUCUCAGGCUGAAGUGAUCUCUGGGAAGCAGGAAGGAGUUUACGCAUGGAUUGGAAUCAACUUUGUUCUGGGACGAUUUGACCAUGAAGAUGAGUCAGAUGCUGACACUUCCCUGGACUCAGCAGCAGGACGCAGGAGGACAGUGGGGAUACUGGACAUGGGAGGAGCUUCUCUCCAAAUUGCCUAUGAAGUCCCUACCUCAACCUCUGUCCUUCCUCCCAAACAGGAAGAAGCAGCUAAGAUCCUGUUGGCUGAGUUCAACCUGGGCUGUGACGUGCAGCACACGGAGCAUGUGUACAGGGUUUACGUCACCACCUUUCUGGGCUUUGGAGGCAACUUUGCCCGGCAGCGCUAUGAAGACCUUGUGCUGAAUGAAACGCUUAACAGAAACAGACUGCUGGGCCAGAAGACAGGCCUGAGUCCUGACAACCCAUUUCUGGACCCCUGCCUGCCUGUGGGACUCACAGAUGUGGUGGAGAGGAACAGCCAGGUCCUGCAUGUCCGAGGAAAGGGUGACUGGACCACUUGUAGGGCAAUGCUGAGCCCCCUGCUGGCCCGCUCCAACACCAGCCAGGCCUCGCUGAAUGGCAUCUACCAGUCACCGAUUGACUUCAACAACAGCGAGUUCUACGGUUUCUCUGAGUUCUUUUACUGUACAGAGGAUGUGUUGCGUAUCGGUGGCCGCUACCACGGGCCAACAUUUGCCAAGGCUGCUCAGGACUACUGUGGCAUGGCAUGGCCAGUGCUCGCACAGAGAUUCAAGAAUGGCCUCUUUUCUCCACACGCAGAUGAGCAUCGGCUCAAGUAUCAAUGUUUUAAGUCAGCUUGGAUGUACGAAGUCCUGCACGAAGGGUUCCACUUCCCCUACGACUAUCCAAACCUGCAGACAGCACAGCUGGUGUAUGACCGAGAGGUGCAGUGGACCCUGGGAGCCAUUUUAUAUAAAACCCGAUUCCUGCCACUCAGGGACCUUCGGCAGGGAGGUGUCCGGCAAGCCCAUGGCAGCUGGUUCCGUCUCUCCUUUGUCUACAACCACUAUCUCUUCUUCGCCUGUACCCUGGUGGUGCUGCUGGCCAUCGUCCUGUACCUUCUGCGAAUCCACAGAAUUCAUCGCCGACAAACUCGAGCCUCGACUCCGUUGGACCUGCUGUGGAUUGAACAAGUGGUGCCGAUGAUUGGGGUGCAAGUGGGGCCGUGAGGCUGGACUGGGACCGGAGAAACUCCAAAACCUUAGGACUGCUGCUUCUUGAAUUCCUCCACUUUCAUCAACUGGCCUCAGAUGCUGCUUUGGCCUGGGAAUUUCUACUUCUUUAAUUUUUUUUUGCCCAGGACAGGACCUUUUCUCAGAAGCCGUAAUGUAAUCUGUGAGGAACUAAGUGGCGAGAGGCCAGUGCUAACACAGGGGACCAAGCUUAGCCCAAAUGAAGCAUGCUUCUCUUUUAUCACAGAAAGCUAGUAUGUUUCUGGGAUGUAGUAUUUCCCCCUCUUGCUGAAGCAAGUUUUUGAUUGGGCAACUGGAAUCGUGGUUGAACUUGGAUUGACUGAUAAGACAGCCAGAGAGAUUCCAGCAAGUGCAGUUGCCCCUGCUUUCUCUGUAACAGAGAUAUCCUUAUGUGGAGAUCCACAGCCUUGAAUAGGGACCCAAGAUCUCUGAGGUUCAGUGGACCAGGAUCUCAAGGCAACCAAAACGAUACAACUUCCUUGCUUACUUGACAUCCCUGACAGUGUUGCUGAUUACGUUAAGUAGAUCCGAGAGGCUGGACCCCUUUGAAGUGAAUGAUCCAUUGACGACCUGACAGUAUUUUAUCUGACACUUGGUCUGACUAGCACAGAACACAUUUCCAUGUCUGUGUGCCUCACAGGCUGCUGGGCAUCCACGUUGCCUUUUGAGCCGUAAGCGUGCUUAUGGAAUGGAGAAACUACCAGGACAGGUUUGCCUGUUUUCAGGUUACUGCCUCAGGCAUAUUUUUCUGUGCAGAAGAUUCAAAGCAACUUCCCUCAUUUCACUGCUGAGAUCUUACGUAUUUUGGGAUGGGAUGUAUUUGUUUGGUCUUUUUUGUUUGUUUGUUUGUUUAAGGAAGAAUAGUAUCAAGAGAGUAGGCAAAGGCAGUAAAAUCAAAGUUGAGUCUUUUGGGGGCUGCGGUUUCGAGACAGGGUCUCACUGUGUAUGUCGCUCUGGCUGUCCUGGAAUUCACUCUGUAGACCAGGCUGGCCUGAUUUCAAACUCACAGAGAUCCCCCUGCCUCCCAGGUGCCGGAAUUAAAGGCAUGUGCUACCAUGCGGGGCUUAAAAUCAAAGUUCUUACCUAUUUUUGGAAUGUUUGAAAGAAAGCAAAUUCUAAACUUUGGAAUAACUAGAUAAAUCUUCCAUGGAGCAGGCUGGCCAUUUGUUUGGACAUCUGUCACAAAUAGCACUUCCUUUACUGGGGAGAGGAAAGCCAUACCAUGUACUCACCACAGCCUCUCAGAAACCGGCCCCUCUGCAGCCAGCCUUCCAGACACUCAACGUGUCAGCUCCUCCUGCCCCCAUGGACUAUUUCCCACAGACCCAUGAGGGGCCUGCCUGCGAUUGUUCCCAGGGCAGAAAUAGUAGCUUGAUUUCUUUUUGGGAGUAAGGCAAAUCUCUUGAGCCCAAUUUUUUUAGGUAGCCAAGGCUAGCCUUGAACUCCUGAUCCUCCUGCCUCUGUUUCCUCACAGUGCUGGGUUUAAAGGUGGGUACCACCAGACCUGGCUCAUUUCCUUUUCAUUUUGCCAAAGUCUUUUAUUUGUAGGGUUAGAAUAGAGAAAAAAAAAUUCUAAAUUUAAAGAAUAAAAAUGGGACUUCUUUGAAAACAGAUUCCAUACUGGGAACAGAAAAGAAAUACUUUAUGAAAUGGAAAAAAACUAAGAUGGCCUAGGGAUAAGCCAAGGUGAAGAUAAAUAAAUAUAUUAGCUCUGUGGUUAGGCAAGUUCUAAAUUAUUUUCUUCCUUUUUUCCUUUAUAGGCAGGGUCUCAUUAUGUAACCCAGGCUGGCCUGGUACUCAAUGAUCCUCCUGCCUCAUUGUGCUGUGAUUAUAGCUCUGCACCACCAUGGUGCACAUCAGAUAAGCAGUCGUCUAUCAAAGAGGCUUUCACUUUUACAUAUUUUGUUUUCCAUCAGGACUAUGUCAUUGACAUUUCUUUUCAAAUUUAAGGUUCUCUUUAAUUCUAUUUUUUAUGCCCUAUGAGUGAGCCUUUGCCUUUUUAAUGCUGCUUUAAAAUGACAAAAAUGUUCUUGCUAGCCAUUUGCCUCCUCAGGGAACUUUUCAUUUCAUCUUAGUUUCUAUGUACCAGUUUUGGUGUUCUUGGGAGAUCUUGUUAACAGUGGCUGUGAUUCACAAGCUCAAACUGAAGCUGGAGGGAGGAGAUGAGCCGUCCAGUUUUGAAGCCCUCCUUACCGAAUUUACUCUUCACCCUGACGGUACCAGUACCUACCAUUUGUCAAGCACUUACUUUGUAUUGCUCUUUAGAACGUUAUAUGUUCUUUGUAUAUGAUUUAAUCAUGACAGCCUUUUGGAUUGAUAAACCCUACAUUCUUUUUAUAGUUGAAAAAAUCUCAGGAUGCCUAUCUUUAUCAUUUUUCAAUAUAAAUAUAUUUCUUAAUUUAUUUUAAUUAGUCUGAGUUUUUGUUUUGUAUAUUAUAUCCUAUUUACUGUUUUAAUAUUAUGAGAUUCAGACUUUAUUAACAUAAGACUUCCCGAAGUUCCAUAGGUUAAGAACAAGAAGGGACACUUUGUUACAUGGUUGAGAACUGAGCAUAUUGCUCCUGACUGGUUCUAGGUUUUUCCCAUCACUCCCGUCGGGUGACAUCCUUUCAUUAGACAAGUUUUCACUCCAUCUGAGUGGUUUUUUUUUCUUUUUAAAAAUACUUCAGGUUUUACUUUUAAGUAAUUAGCUUAACUUUGAACAAUUUUUUUUUCUUAACCACAGCAUUCCAAUAACAUAACUGCAAUCUGAGUGAAGGUACAAAUGCCUAAUAGAGCUCUCUACCUCAUUACAGAACUUGGUGGUGAUUCUUGGACAGUUUCCAGAAUGGGACUUGUGUGACUUCAUUUCAGUUGGGAGUAGCAAUGGCUGGUUCAGAGUCUCCUACUUUGUGCUUAGCCUCAGUCUUGCUGUCCGGAUGAUGGACUUCUGCCAAAUUUGUAAGGAUUUGAUCGGUGCCACAAAAGUUGGUAUGUUCAAAAGUGAGGUCUCAGAACCAAGCUUUGGCACCUUUGACUAACAACAGAGUAACGAAUGAAUGCACCGAAAUCAAAUACUUAUAGGUGGUGUUCUGAAUUCUGAGUGGCUCUGUCCUUGGCUGCCACCUUGCUCCUAACUUGGAUCUGAUCUCACUGGAAAAGCCCUGCCAAUCCUGGAGUUUCUGUCUCUGUGGGUGGCUCAUUUAGGUUCUAUUUUGAGCCAUCUUGUCUUAUUUUAUAUCCCAAUAGGCUGCCAUUGUAGUAUUUCACAUUCCCCCUUUGCCCUAGUAUUUCAUUCUUUUUGUUCAUUAAUACUAUUAGAGAGACAGAGGAAAACCAUGCACCAAUAGACCAUUUUGUCUUUUGGAAAUCUGAGCAAUAAAGAGACCCUUUUAUAUGGUAAAGUGGAAUUAAUUGCUCAUAUAUAAGGGCUUCCAUUUUUUUCAAUUAUGAGACCAUUGUUCCCAUUUUUAUAAAAACCAGAGUUGAAAAUGUUCUGAGUAAUAGGAUGUUUAGUCCUGCAUGCAUGGCGGACAAGCUUGAAGAUAUGUCUACUUCUGAGCCCUCCUGACCGUAGGACAACAGCUGACAGACCCCCUCCCCAAAGAGCCCGCCCACUGUCCGCUCCCUCUGUUGUUACUCUCUACUUGCUGUAACGAAACAUCUGAGAUCAUUCAUGAAGAGAAAAGGGUUGUUUUGAUUCACAGUUUUAGAGGUCAAGUGUUCCCUCUGCUUGAGCCUGUGAUGAAGAAGUGCAUUGUGGCAGACGUGUGUAGCAAAGCGGAAUUGCUCAGCCAUGGCCAGGAUGCAAGAGAGGAUGGAGUUGGGAGUCUCACAUGUCCUCCAGUGACUUAAAGACCUAUGAAGCUGUGCCUACAAGGACCCACCACCUCCCAAUAAUGUCAUCCUGGGGCCAAGCCUUUAACAAGUGGGCCCUUGGAGGACACCCAAAUCUAAGCUACAGCAUGAUCUGAAGGCAGCCCUGGCAAUUCCUAAGCAGCCCACCCCAUGGAGCACAUUCCAAGGUUGGCUCCACUAGCAGUACAGGACCCGCCUCUUUAGCUUCUUCAGGCCGCGUCAGCCAGUAGGGAUCCUGAGUACUCUGCCUGCCAGGACUUCUGCUUCAAGUUCUCCUUCCACACUUUAUGUCUCCUGAAGCUGUAAAGUAUCUGCCACGUCUCCUCCGUGAUUUCUACCUUGAGUGUGGUCUCUGCGGUGGCUCUGGCAUCUCCAUUGUGACCUAGACCCAGACGUGCUGUUUUGGGUGCCUGGGACUGCUUUCCAGAUGCUUCACAUUCAGUAAGAAUUCUAUAGAAUUCCUAAAUUUCAUGAAUCGUUCUGAAUAUUCUGAUAAACAUGAAGCUUAUAAACAGAAAAUGUGCAAUGUCAUUGGAAUGGUGACUCAGUAACCCUCAUGUCGGGGCAUAGCUCUGUGUCACAUAUGCCCACAUAUAACCCACCAUUCACCGUAGGACCGGAAGGCUACAGGGAAACUGGCAUCAUGAUUCUCCAGAGUCGGUCUCUGUGACCAACUUCACUCUUGGCAGUCAUUAACCCUGCCACAGUAGAAGCAUAUCUCAGUGUAGGCUAAAGACAGAAAUCUGGACCACUGAGACAGUUCAGCAGGUAAGACCACAAGCCUGGCAACCUGAGUGUGACCCCCCAGAACCCACACAAAGAUGGAAGGAGAGAACUAACUCACACGACUUGUCCCCUGACCUCUGCAUGCACAUGCAUGUACAUAGUGUAUACUCCCCAUCAUAUACACACACAAUAAUAAGUGAAUUCUUAAAAAGAUUAAAUGAUGUCAUAAGAGUUAUGUCCUGAUCAACCCAAUGGGGCUCAUAAAAGAAAAAAAGAUAGAUCCUGGGUUAGCUGACUGAAAAUACAUGUUUUAAUUACUUUUAUGUUUAAAAACAAUUGACAGAACUGUUGACAGACUGUUAAAAACAUUAAAGGAAAUUUAUUUGA
Messenger RNA from Myodes glareolus (Bank vole), 7042 nucleotides. It is a transcript of the gene Entpd7, whose product is annotated as ectonucleoside triphosphate diphosphohydrolase 7. NCBI's taxonomy places the organism in Eukaryota, Metazoa, Chordata, Mammalia, Rodentia, Cricetidae. Gene Ontology annotation, molecular function: UDP phosphatase activity; GDP phosphatase activity; ribonucleoside triphosphate phosphatase activity. Gene Ontology annotation, biological process: CTP metabolic process; UDP catabolic process. The record is from RefSeq and is a predicted model, not a curated record. Gene Ontology annotation, cellular component: Golgi apparatus; membrane.